Messenger RNA from Puccinia triticina, 1158 nucleotides. RefSeq lists its product as uncharacterized. The record is from RefSeq and is a predicted model, not a curated record. NCBI's taxonomy places the organism in Eukaryota, Fungi, Basidiomycota, Pucciniomycetes, Pucciniales, Pucciniaceae. Bases 1 to 1158 code for a protein of 385 amino acids. The transcript is spliced from 3 exons.
AUGGCCUUCCUUGGUCUCUCCCUCGUUACGUGGCAAACCCUUCUGAUCAUAGGCCUCCCUUUCAUCUGCGGCUCAUUAUCCCGAAUCCGCGCCAUUCUCCUAUUCCUUCGCCACCCCUUCAAGAAGUCUCAAGCCCCGACUCCAAACCCAGGCAGCCCGCCCAAGAAAAAACCUGAAGUUUUACCGCCACGUCGGUAUCUGCGACCGCAUACGUUCUUCCUUGGACUCCUCCUACUAGCUCACUCGGUGCGCUUUUGGAGCACGAACCCGAGGAAAAUCAACCCGUUCCGACAGACGAACCUGCUGCUCAACGUCCCCUCGACCACCUUGGUGAGCUCUCUGGAGCGGUACUAUCGCGCGAAGGGCAUCGAGGAGACCCCGUACGAACAGGCCCGACUGGUCCGGAGGUUGAACACGCUCGAUGCCCGGCUAGUCUACUCGACCGUCGGCCCAGAGGCCUUCCUCCACUGCAGCUGGUGUCGCACCCCGUCGAGCAAGUCCAACGGCUCCGACCAUCUCUACUUCACCCUUUCCCGCCUCGGUCUCCAAUACGCCACCUUACUACUUGCCAUCGGCAUCAUGACCACCGGGGCCAGUCGACUGGGGAUGAAGCGUCGGGUCUGGCGCACCCGACUGGCCAUCCUGAGCAUGUUCUACUUCGCCUUCGAGGCCGCCACACUCUCCUUGCUCGUCUAUGUCCCCAGUCUGCUCACUGCGAUGGACAACAGUCGGAUGACCUGGGACACUCUCUUCCCCCUCCGAGCCGCCUUCUUCCCCCUCAUCCUCAUCGCCUCGUGGUGGGGCGUCAUCUCCGAAUCUCCCAAGGAACCCCUCUCUCCUAUCGCUAAAACCGGCCUCGGACUCGCUACCGUCGCCGCUGAACUCGACGGAUUGGUCAACCGUCUGAGACUGACUGCCCUCCAACGCACUGCCCUCAUGAAGGAUGGCAGCUAUCGAGCCCAGAUUAAUCAAUUUUGGGAAAAUGUCGAAAGUCAAGCAAGUCUAGCAUCAUCUACCCCUUCGAUCCAAAGUAUGAAAGACUCAAUGGGCUUGAGUUCCUCUGAGAAUAUGAACCAUCAAUCUCGAGAUCAACUACGGAGCUGGAUCGACAACGUCUUUCCCGAACCCACCUUCACUUCCCCAACCCCUUCUCCUUAA